This is a messenger RNA of Hydra vulgaris (swiftwater hydra), 630 nucleotides long. Its product is annotated as lens fiber membrane intrinsic protein. Gene Ontology annotation, cellular component: membrane. The record is from RefSeq and is a predicted model, not a curated record. NCBI's taxonomy places the organism in Eukaryota, Metazoa, Cnidaria, Hydrozoa, Anthoathecata, Hydridae.
UUAACUUGAUUUGGUGUGAAAAUGGCUUCGUUUAGGUUGAUAUAUUUCAUAAAUUGUGGAUUGAUGAUAAUAGGUGCUAUUUUUGCUGCGUUGUCUACAGCAGGAAAUUAUUGGGAGAAAUAUUCUUUAAGAAGCACAAUUGUUCAUGUGGGAUUAUGGCAAUUCUGUGGCAAGCCAUUUUCUAGCUCUUAUUGUUUAGAAAGAGACAAAACUGAUGCUCUUAUGGCAUGCGAAGCAUUUAUGAUUAUUGGUUGUUUGGGUUACUUACUUUCUCUUUGUUACAGUAGCGUUCUUUGUAUAAGAAAACAUUGGACCAGUAAAGUAUUAGCAGCGCUACUUAUCCUGACAGCUAUAUGCUUGGCAAUUGCAUUGGGAGUUUACACUAAAGAAAUAAGUAUCAAGGAAUCUACAUUUGGCUGGUCUUACAUAAUUGGAUGGUGCUCAGCUGCAAUUUCUUUAUUCGCAGGAAUACUUAGUUUUGCUGAACAUAUAGAAUAAGUCAGUUUUGAAUAAGUCUUCUUUUUAUUUUCUUAAACAGCAAGAUUUAUAAACUUUAUUAAAUCUUCUCAUUAUAUUGUAUAUAUUUUUAUUUGUUGUACUUUUUUAUUUAAUAUUUCAAAAAAAUACAUA